This is a messenger RNA of Malania oleifera, 2084 nucleotides long. Its product is annotated as inorganic phosphate transporter 1-4-like. The transcript is spliced from 2 exons. Gene Ontology annotation, molecular function: phosphate transmembrane transporter activity. Gene Ontology annotation, cellular component: membrane. The record is from RefSeq and is a predicted model, not a curated record. Lineage: Eukaryota; Viridiplantae; Streptophyta; Magnoliopsida; Santalales; Ximeniaceae. Bases 177 to 1802 code for a protein of 541 amino acids. Gene Ontology annotation, biological process: phosphate ion transport; transmembrane transport.
UUUUGCAUCUACUUCUUCCUCUUCCAUCUCUCUUCUCUUUUUCUACUCUCCAUUUUCUUGUUCACACAAAUCGUUAAGACAAAUAGAAACAGAUAUAAGAUCACGGGGGGGUUAUUCCAGAAGGAAAGUCACAGAGGAGGAAGAAGAAGAAGAAGAAGAAGAAGAAGAAGAAGACCAUGGCCAAGGAACAAUUGCAGGUGCUGAAUGCGCUCGACGUCGCGAAAACUCAAUGGUAUCACUUUACGGCAAUCGUGAUCGCCGGAAUGGGCUUCUUCACCGAUGCUUACGAUCUUUUCUGUAUUUCCCUCGUCACAAAACUGCUGGGCCGAAUCUACUACCAUGUCGACGGGGCGAAGAAGCCCGGAACUCUGCCUCCCAAUGUGUCCGCUGCCGUCAACGGGGUCGCCCUGUGCGGCACUCUGGCGGGGCAGCUCUUCUUCGGCUGGCUCGGUGACAAACUGGGGCGGAAGAAGGUUUACGGGAUUACCCUUAUGCUCAUGGUGAUUUGCUCCAUCGCCUCUGGUCUGUCCAUGGGGAAGGACCCAAAAGCAGUGAUGGCUACCCUCUGCUUCUUCCGCUUCUGGCUCGGGUUUGGCAUCGGAGGCGACUACCCGCUUUCCGCCACAAUUAUGUCGGAGUACGCCAACAAGAAGACUCGCGGGGCGUUCAUCGCAGCGGUCUUUGCGAUGCAAGGCUUUGGAAUUUUGACCGGCGGGAUUUUCGGCAUUGCGAUCUCGGCUGCGUUCAACGCCGGGUUCCCUGCCCCGGCGUAUCAGGUCGAUGCGGGUGCCUCCACCAUCUCCCAGGCGGACUAUGUUUGGCGCAUCAUUCUGAUGGCGGGAGCCAUCCCAGCUGCGCUCACUUACUACUGGCGGAUGAAGAUGCCCGAAACUGCUCGGUACACGGCACUCGUCGCCAGGAACAUGAAACAGGCUGCGGCGGAUAUGUCGAAGGUUUUGCAGGUGGACAUCGAGGCAGAGCCCCAGAAAGUGGAGAACGCGGCUGUGAAGGAAGCCAAUUCCUUCGGAUUGUUCUCCAAGAAGUUUCUUCGCCGACAUGGCCUGCACUUGCUGGGAACUGCAAGCACCUGGUUCUUACUGGACAUUGCGUUCUACAGUCAAAAUCUGUUCCAGAAAGACAUUUUCAGCGCAGUCGGAUGGAUCCCUCCGGCGAAGACCAUGAAUGCCCUCGAGGAGGUUUAUAGAAUUGCAAGGGCACAGACCCUUAUCGCUCUGUGCAGUACUGUCCCUGGUUACUGGUUUACGGUUGCUUUGAUCGACAAAAUCGGAAGGUUCGUCAUCCAGCUGAUGGGAUUCUUCUUCAUGACAGCGUUCAUGUUUGCAUUAGCAAUUCCUUAUGAUCACUGGACGCACAAGGACAACAGAAUUGGGUUUGUGAUCAUGUAUUCACUGACCUUCUUCUUCGCGAACUUUGGGCCCAAUGCCACAACAUUUGUUGUGCCGGCGGAGAUUUUCCCGGCGAGGCUGCGGUCCACUUGCCACGGGAUAUCGGCGGCGUCGGGGAAGGCUGGGGCGAUAGUGGGUGCGUUUGGGUUCUUGUAUUUGGCUCAGAAUCAGGACAAGGCCAAGGCGGAUGCAGGGUACCCUGCAGGAAUUGGGAUGAAGAACUCACUAAUUGUGUUGGGAGUGAUCAACUUCUUGGGCAUGUUGUUCACUUUCUUGGUUCCAGAGCCCAAUGGAAGAUCCUUGGAGGAGAUUUCAGGUGAGCAAGAGAAUGACGAAGGUGGCGCGGUGGAAUUGGAGGCUGCUUCUUCCCAGAACAGGACAGCCCCUGUCUUUUAAGUUUGGUUAUCAAAGGCUCUAUUGUUUCUUUUCUUUUUUCCGGUUUAGUAGUACCUGCCUAGUUUGUUUAAGUGUCUUCUGCAUUUCUCUCUGGGUUUGAAGAAUAUGAGGGUAGUUUUAGGCUUUUGCUUUUGUUUUUGUUUUUAUCCAUUCCCUGGUGCUUUGCUGUGCAGAAAAGUAAGUGAACUGGAUAAUGAUAAAAUUUCGAUAUGGUGUGUAUGUUCAUGCCUGCAGCACUGUUGGUGCGGCCGUGAAUGAAUUUGUUUUGCUUCGUUUUCUAAA